CAGCCUAGCGCAGCAGCGCACUUCACAACAGCCAGCUGACACCCACCAGUUAGCCACAGUGGACAGCGUUUCGCUUCUGUUUUCGGCAAUAAAUGAACAGUCGUACGUACGUAUACAUCCUAUGGGUGAGGCAUAAUUAAGAGUAAUUCAUAAAAGUAUGGCGGCUGUACUUAAAAGCUUUGAUAGCUCCUCGUUUGUGUAGCUAGUCAGCUAGCUAAAGUUGAUAGCACGGGAUAGCAUCAACGCUAGCUAGCUAAGUUACAGCGGAUUCUUACAAGCUGGCAUCAAACGGCGUCAACGUCAACCAUGGGGAUACUUUUUACGAAGCUAUGGAGGCUUUUCAAUCAUCAAGAGCACAAAGUCAUCAUUGUGGGGCUGGACAAUGCUGGCAAGACCACCAUUCUUUACCAGUUUUCAAUGAAUGAGGUGGUGCACACCUCUCCUACGAUUGGGAGCAACGUGGAGGAGAUUGUGGUCAACAACACCCACUUCCUAAUGUGGGACAUCGGGGGCCAGGAGUCAUUAAGGUCGUCAUGGAAUACAUACUACACAAACACAGAGUUUGUAAUCGUGGUGGUGGACAGCACAGACAGAGAAAGAAUCUCAGUGACCAAAGAAGAACUCUACAGAAUGCUCGCACAUGAAGAUUUGAGAAAGGCGGGGCUGUUGAUCUUCGCCAACAAGCAGGAUGUGAAAGGCUGCAUGUCUGUAGCUGAGAUCUCUCAGAGCCUCCAGCUUACCUCUGUGAAAGACCACCAGUGGCACAUUCAGGCCUGCUGCGCCCUCACCGGGGAGGGGUUAUGCCAGGGUCUCGAGUGGAUGAUGUCACGGCUGCGCGUGAGAUGAUGACCUUUGACCCUCGACAGGGGAAGCGCUCUGUUCGCGGAAGCGCUCUGUUCUCUCCGCCUCCAGAAACGAG
Molecule: messenger RNA, 919 nt
Organism: Scomber japonicus (chub mackerel)
Lineage: Eukaryota; Metazoa; Chordata; Actinopteri; Scombriformes; Scombridae
Gene: arl5a
Product: ADP-ribosylation factor-like 5A
Exons: 6
Coding region: 307-846 (179 amino acids)
Biological process (GO): protein localization to Golgi membrane; intracellular protein transport; vesicle-mediated transport
Cellular component (GO): cytoplasm; trans-Golgi network
Molecular function (GO): GTPase activity; GTP binding
Source: RefSeq, a predicted model, not a curated record